AUGGCGACACGAAAUCGUACAGCAGUUUUUAUAAAACAUCGAGAUUCUCUCAAAUCAACUAGACCAAACGCCGGAGCCGCUCGCGAUCUUGAUCAGGUGGAAAAGGGAUGGGGGACAGGAAGAAAAGGAGGAGGCUAUGUACAACUAACUCGGCUAGACACUGGAGAGAGGCUUUCAGCAGGGACGUCAGGAGCAGCAACCUCGCAACCAUCUGCUUCCGGUGGUCUAGGAAGCCCAGGCCUACCGCCGGUGUGGGUAGACGUGUCGGACAAGAUAAAGGACGAUAUGCAAAAGAUUAGAGGCAAGAUGGGUGAGCUAGCAAAGGUCCAGGCUCGCGCGUUGUUACCGUCGUUUGAUACGGACGAUGCGCGGGGAAAGAAGAACGAGCAUGAGAGAACCAUGGAGGUACUCACGGCGGAAAUCACGCGGUCCUUGAAGACGUGCGAGCAGCGGCUGCAGCAGCUUUCGCGGAAAGAAGCGACGUCAGCGGGGAAUGCUGCCAUUGCGCGCAACGUUCAGAGAUGCAUGGCCACGGAUUUGCAACAACUUUCCAUGGAUUUCCGCAAACAGACAAAGCAGUAUCUACGGCGGUUGCAGCAGCAACAGCAGCCUCAAGAAAAGGCUGUACUGGGCCGUUCUGCCGCUGGUGGGUCAUCAGGCAGGCUACACGAUGCAUCAUCCAGUGCAGCUCAAGCUGAUGAGGAUGACUACUUUGACCCAGAGUUUGAGGAGCGGCAGCUGCUGCGAGUGAGGCAGAUGGAGAAUGUGACAGCAGAGAGGGAGAAAGAGAUCCAAGAGAUUGUGCAGUCAGUGCAUGACCUCGCCCAGAUCAUGAAGGACAUCUCAGUCCUCGUCAUCGAUCAGGGAACCAUUGUUGACCGGAUUGACUACAACAUUCAGAAUAUCAGUGCAAACGUUGAUAAGGGGGUUGAGGAGCUGAAAAAGGCUGAGAAGACACAAAAGCAAUCAGCUCUUAUCUUCUGCAUACUCGUCCUCGUGGUGGCGGUCUUGGCUCUCUUUGUCAUUCUCAUCCUCAAGAAGCUCAUAUUUUAA
Messenger RNA from Closterium sp. NIES-65, 1053 nucleotides. Lineage: Eukaryota; Viridiplantae; Streptophyta; Zygnematophyceae; Desmidiales; Closteriaceae. The record is from the annotation of a GenBank genome assembly.